UUGCAGUGCAGCAGUUUGUUUUCGGAUGAAGCCUCGUCCAGUGGAGAGCAGCGGCACUGCAUGAUGGGGAACGAGAGGAAGUUCUUCAGGAACUUCUGGCAGAGCAGAAUCCAGAGUUUUUUUCCUCCCCUCCUCUAGUCUGAAGAAGUGAAUCUAGUUCCGUUAACGGAGGAAUAGCGGGGGAACGUCAUCGAAGUUGGGGGGAAAAAACGCGAUUUCCAAGCACUUUUCGCUUUCUGCGCCGAUUCACUUAUGGAAAACCUGGGAAAAGAGUGAACUUUCCUCCGAGGAAAACUUCACCAACAGAAGGGGCGAUGAGAUGCGAGUGAGCGAUGCCUUGUGGAAAUGGACAGAUUGCGUCUAAGCGAAAACAUGGCGUCUGUCUCCCAAAGUUUGGAUUAUUUUCCAGCCUGCUCUUUGCACUGUGCUGCCUGGAGGCGCGCUCGGUCGUUAAGGCAGACGCGGCAGCGUGCACCCCGUGCCCGGGUAACUGCUCCUGCACGGCGGCGGGACCCCAAAACUCCUGCGUGGUCAAUUGCUCCAACAUCGGACUAGAUCAGGCCCCGGCGGCGUCCGACCUGCCCGCCGACACACACACACUAGAUCUGUCCAGAAACCGCAUUCACUCAGUGGACUGGAGUCUGUUUGAUCACCUCACUGCACUGAAGGAGCUGUAUCUGCAGAGCAAUCGUCUUGCCACUCUUCCUCACGGGAUCUUUGGUUGCGGCCCGCUGGCUGUGCUAGAUCUGAGCAACAACCAGAUCACCACCAUCGAGGAGCGAACAUGCGACCAUUUGUUCAACUUAACUACUAUAGACCUGAGCUUUAACCCGUUCCUCUGCGACUGUAAGCUGGUGCGUCUAGUGAGCUGGCUCCAGGAGCAGGGGGUUAAAGUCAAGCGGCCGAACUCUAUGCUCUGCGACCGACCACCCGAGGUCAGAAACCAGCCGCUGCUCAACGUCAGCGUGCACACUUGUGGUCUGACAUACGCAGGCUGUCUGCAAGACGAGGCGCACACAGCAGGGGUGGAGCUGGUCAUCUUCUCGUCCUCCACGCCGGGUCCGUUCUCACGUGAAGAGUGCAACUCCAAGUGUUUUCAUGAGAACCAGCGGUACGGCGGUCUGGGCCAGCAGAGAGAGUGUCUGUGCAGCACCAACUCUGAGCCCAAUCACAUCAGCGAGUCGCAGUGUUCGGCCGCCUGCUCUGACCCGCUCGUCAUGAAGGAGUGCCGCUGGACGGUUGCGCGCGACGUAUUUCAGGUGAAUUUCUCCGCCUCUCUUCCAUCCCGUCGUGUUUCUGUGCACUCUGAGGCUGUCCUAUCCGUGGCCUCCUCCGUCUCCCCUGCCUCGUUCUCAUGGGACUUCGGUGACCUUUCACCCCGGGUCAACACCUCCACGCCCAACACCACAGCCAGGCACAAGUACGGCGUCCCGGGGCGCUACCAGGCUCAUGUGAGCCUCUCUGCGGGUCACCAGGAGAUCAUGGCUCAGGGGAGUGUAAGCGUGGAACUGCCUCCCCGAUUGGAGCUGCACUGCCCCGACCUUAUCGUGGCCAAUCAGAGCCUGGAGGCGGAGCUUUCUCUGGUCAACUGGGGUGGAGUGGGCGUGACCGUGGACUGGAGGAUCAGUAAGGAUGGCAGAGAGGUCGCCAGAGCGGAGCCGCAGUGUCCGCCUGAUGCUCUUCAUCAUGUGGACUCAUCCCGCUGUUUUCUGCUGGUGUCAGAGGAGGUGAGCUGGGCUGAGGCGCGACGAAACUGCUCAGGCCGCGGUGGAGAACUGGCCGUGGUUCAUUCACAAAGCCUAAGAGACCUGCUGGCCACUAAAAUCACACAGGAGCGUGGUGUGUGGCUGGGUCUGAGUGAUCAGUCUUCUCCCCAUGUGCUCCGCUGGCUGGACGGCUCUGAUGUGCUGCCGGGUGAGGAGGGCUCCAGGGAUCGGGGGUCUCUUCAGCCGGGGAACGUGUGUGUGUCUCUGGACGGCGGCGCGCAACCCAGCAUACACUCCUGCACCGCCAAACGAGCAUUCAUCUGCCAGUUCACACGUCACGUUCGUGUUCCUGAUGCUGGUGUUUCUAUGGUGGGAACUGCUGUGUUUAAUACCCACAAUCCUCUGAGGAGCCCAGCAGUGUCACACACAUCUGUGCCGAACACACCGGCCAGGAGAGUAGAGCUGCUGUUGUUUGCUGGUCUGAGUUUCGUGAGCGCUGGCCGUCUGUCGUCUCUGGAGUUCGUCACACACUCUCUGGACACACACACUCAAGUGCGCUUUCAGGUGUAUCGACCACGCUGCCCGAGCUUCACACACACACUGCUGCCAGCUUGCGGUGAGCUCUGCGCCCCCAUCAGCGUCUGCCAGGCUCCAGAUGAGUGGAUGAACAGCACUGAAGCUCCAGCGGCUCCAGGGUGUCCAGCAGAGCGCCACUUCUGCCCCUUCUCUGAACGCUGUGUUUCUCUGUCCAGCCCCUGUCCCAGCAGCGCUUGCUUCAACUGCUCCGGGGUCAGUCCUCCGCCCGCGGGCACACAAUACCCAGAGUACAGCCUGCUGGACGAGGUGCUGAUCUCACUGCCAGCCGGACCAGCAGCCAGCGUCCUGGUCCAGGAGGAGGUUCAGGACCUGCUGGUAUCCCCCGGUGAUAUCAUCGCCCUGCAGCAUGACGCUGGACCCUCGGGACUCCUGCAGUGCUCCCCAGACCCUUCAUCCCCCUGGAGCCAAAGUCUGCUCAUCCAGAACCGCUCACACUGGUGGGACGCCAACGAGACGCUGCAGGCUGACGUGGAGGGGGUCUGGGAGGAGGGUGUGCUGUGCCAGAUCCGGGUGUUGUAUGUGGGACAGAACCAGACGGGUCUGCAGGGUCCGUUUCUCCGCUCUGGACUCCCGCAGGUUGGAGAUUACAGUUUAGAAGUGACGUCCAACGAUGAGGAUUUUCCCGUCACUGCAUCCUGCCCGAUUCAAGUCAUCCCGCCACUGACGCCAACUGUAAUCCAUCCGACAAAUCACAACAACACUGUGUACUUCCUGCCCAAUCAGACGUGGGUUCUCAUUAAAGUGCGCUCUCAGCACAGUGCUCUGAUUGGCUGUCAGGGCAACAAUCUGACUGUGGCAUUUGAAAGGGCGUGUCCUCAGAGUCUGCUGUCGAAGGUGGCCGAGUGCAGGCAGUCCGACCCAUUCAAUGACACCAUGUUUGCCUGGGUUGACCUGCAGGCUGGAUCUACGCCAGGACAGACCACCGUUGUGCUUCAUGUCAAGAGUGAAGUCACUGAGGCCUAUCUGCAGAUUCAGGCCAGAGUUCAAGAGCCACUGCGAGGACUGCUCAUACAACCACAUCCUGCGCACAGAGUCCUGAUGGAGUCCGUAGUGUGCUACACGCCGUCUGUGGAAGCAGGAACAGACCCUUCGUUCAGGUGGACAGUGGAUGAUAAACCACACUUCACGUACUACAACAGCAUGCUAAAUAUUAUCUACCAGAACGCAGCGGUGUACAAGCUCACGGUGACGGCGAUGAACCAGGUCAGCAUGCUGACUGAAGACUUCAACGUGACGGUGGACCGUAUGAACCCCAUGACUGACCCGACCGUACACGGAGUCCCCAAAAUAGUGCAACAGGGUUCACUACUGAACCUCACUGCGUUUAUCACGAUAGACACAGCGGUGGACGUCACCUUCUGGUGGUGGUUUGGGGACGGAGGAAAUCGUACUCAUCAGUUUAAGUCACCGUAUGAUGAUAACCCCUCUACUAACAUGGUGGGGAUUCGUGACCAUGUGGAGUACAUUUAUGCACAGCCAGGGGAGUACACCCUACUGUUGUCCACGUCCAACCGCUAUGAGAACAAGACAUGCAAAGUUGAUGUAUAUGUCUUCAGCAUUCUGACGAGUGUGCAAAUCGAGGUUUACCCGCCGCUCCUGCGUGCCGAAAAACCAGCUGACUUUGAGGCCCACCCUCUUCCUUCUCCAUAUGGCAUCAUAUACACCUGGAAUUUUGGGGACAAUUCGAGUAUACAGCAGGGACGGGAACGCAGGGUUCCUCACGCAUACACUCACAGUGGUAUCUACAACAUCUGUGUGAAUGUGAACAACAGCAUUAGCUCAACAGACACAUGCGCUAACAUUAUUGUCUAUGAGGAUAUUAAGGGCUUGGAAGUAAUGUCCUCUGCUCCCACAGAACACAACACACCUACUGUUAUCAGAGCUAGUCUGGAAGCUGGCAAUAACGUAACUUGGAGCUUUGACAUGGGUGAUGGAAAGGUGCACAAGAGUGUUGAACCCCAGAUUAAAUACAAGUAUAGGGAAGAUGGAAACUACACUGUCAAUGUCACCGCAGAGAACGCAGUGAGCUCUCAGUGGCUGACCAUACCCGUUGAGGUGUUUGUUCUACAAGUGUUAUCGCUAGAACCUACCGGGUGCAUUGAAGAAAACAAAAUAGUCAGCUUUCAUGUGUUUGUGUCUGGGAAUGCUUCAGGACAUCAGUAUGUGUGGAGUUUUGGAGAUGGGAGCCCCAAUGAGACUCAGUAUGGGACGCCGCUGAUUACCCACUCGUAUGUUAAUAGUGGUGAUUACAAUCUGUCACUUCUUGUGUCAAGUGACGCCAACAAGGCCCAUUUUUACACAAGGAUCUGCGUCCAACCUAAAGUUACAGUAGUGUCUGUGACCCCUUUGAGGACACAUGUCAGACUUGGUGAAGAGAGUAGAUUUACAGUAGCUGCUGUUCCUGAAUUCAAUUACACAUACUUGUGGGACUUUGGAGUUGUGGACUCGGGAGGUCCAGUUCGAGGUGGUAAGGAGAUGACAUAUACCUUCAAUAGUGCUGGGGAAUACCAAGUAACAGUUACUGUACAGAACAACAUCUCCUCUAUCAAUGCCUCAGUUUCCAUUGAGAUACAGCAAUCAGUUGGACUUUUGUUAAUCAGCCAUAAUGGAGACAAAGGAAACCAUCUUUCUUUACACCAAGAGUACAAUUUCAAAGCGUCCUCAGAUUCGAUGAAUGCUGUCUACAUUUGGGACUUUGGAGAUGGGACUCAAUGUAAUGGGAAAAUUGUGUCACAUUCUUACAAUUCUUCAGGCAGGUUCAGCAUCAGUGUCAUAGGGAAGAAUGAAGUGAGCAAGACCAAAAAUGAGACUUCUGUUGUGGUCCUGGCACCAAUCACGAGACUGUCUAUAAAUGCCAGCCUUGUCAAUGUACCAUUGAAUGCUUCUGUGCACUUCGAGGCACAACUCGACCAAGGAGAUGAUGUACGAUACUCUUGGAUUCUUUGUGACCGGUGCAAGUCCAUCCAAGGCACUCACACCAUGUUCUACACAUUUCUAUCUGUCGGGACCUUCAAUGUCAUUGUUACCGCAGAGAAUGCUAUCAGCAUGGCUCAGUCCAGCAUUUUCAUCUUUGUGCAGCGUGAGUUGGAAGGCUUGCAGAUAGUGGCCGAUGACCUUAUUGAAGGAUGCUGUUUUGCAACAAAUCGUAUCCUUCACUUACAAGCCUCAUUAAAAGAAGGCACCAACAUGACCUUCACCUGGAACCUUCUGAGAGAACAUGAGAACCAUGACAACCUCACAGGCAAGACCAUAGAGCUCAAUUUUUCCACACCAGGUCCUUGUGAGGUCAUUCUUAAGGCGACCAACUUGCUUGGCCAGCUGUCUGUGAAUAAAACGAUUGAGUUUCUAGAUCCUGUGCAGGAUCUGGUGCUUGAGUCCUUACCAAACCCUGCUGCUGUAAACGCCAUGACAAAUAUGACAGUAUCUGUAAAUUCUGGGACCAAUCUCCAUUAUAAAUGGUGGGCAGAUGGUGAUCUGUUGGAGUCUGACAUGCCCUCCAUCUUGCAUCGAUUCAGAAGUGCUGGUUUGAAGCUGGUUAAAGUAGAGGUUUCCAAUAAAGUCAACUCUGAAGUGGUGUCAAAAUGGAUCAGCAUUCAAGAACCGAUCUCAGGACUGACUUUCAUCGCAAAAAAUGUUACAGAGAAUUUUGUAGCCACUGGGGACAAUGUUUCCAUGCGUGGAGACACUCAAAUGGGGACCAACAUUUCAUGGAUGUGGCUAUUGCCAGAUAGCACUAAAUCGAACCAACGUGCCAUCUCAUACAUCUUUCACACUCCAGGACUUUUCACUGUAGCUUUGAAUGCCACUAAUGACGUGAGCGGAGAAAUGUACUUGCGGGAUUUUACAGUUCAAGAUCGCAUCCAGGGUCUGGAACUCAAGGCAAGCAAACAAAUUGCUGCCGUUGGUGAAAAUGUUGAGUUCACCAUAUCAGUCUCAUCUGGAACUUCCGUCAGCUUUAUCCUGAGCAUUAGUGGAGAUGCAACCGUCGUACUAAACAAUCUAACAUACGUCCACCAGUUCACCAGUGUUGCCAAGUACUAUGUCAACCUUACUGCCUACAACCACGUGAGUUCAGAACGAAGGACCCUUCACAUUGAAGUGAUGGAGCCUGUGACCAAGCUGACUAUACUAGACUGCUGUGAUGCUGCUAUACCUGUGGGAGUUCCUAGGUCUUACGUAGCAUCCACACCAACACGUGAGCCACUGACCAUCCUUUGGACCUUUGACCUUCAUCAUGGUUUCAAGAUUUCUCGGGUUGGCAAGUCUAUGACAUAUGCCCCAGAGCAGCCAGGCAAUCUGACCAUAUUCCUGAGAGCGUUCAAUUCUCUGAAUGGUCUAAAUGUAACUAAGGUUAUACAAGUUCAGAGCAUUAUCAGAUCAGCAUUGUUGGAUGCUCAACCUAGUGACACUUUUGUAAACAAGACUGUUAACUUCCAUGUAGGCAUAACCCCUGCUUCAACUCCAGCUACAUAUCAGUGGGACUUUGGGGAUGGUACUUCUGGCACUAUCACCACUGCACCUUUUCAUAAUCAUGUCUACUUGAUUCCUGGACACUAUGUAGUGCGAGUCAAUGUAAGUAACCUGGUGAGCUGGGUUACAGCACAGAUUGAGGUCAACAUCUCAGUCUUAAAGUGCGAUGAACCAGAGGUGCAGAUCAUUCAAGCUCCACGACUUGCCAUCUGGCGGCAUCAACCAACUUUGGUAGAAGCCAGUGUGAAUCUGAAAGGUUGUGUCCUCUAUGGUGUAGAGUACCUUUGGGAGAUCCUCACCUCCCCUCGCUGUCAGGAUGAUGACAAGAAAGGUCCACCACCGUCUAAGAUUCAACUCCCUCCAGAAGUCAAUGUUCGAAGGCUCCAACUUUCAGUGCCCAAGAUUUCGAUUCCCGCUGGGAACUACACUCUAGUUUUUUCUCUGUCCUACGAAGGGGUGCCACUGCGGAAAGCAGCAUGUCUUCAGCUUUCGGUCAUGUCUAAAAAGUUAGUGCCCAUCAUUGAAGGUGGCACCUACCGUGUGUGGUCUAAAACUCACGAUUUGGAUCUAAGCGCAGAACAAUCCUAUGAUCCCAACCUGGACCCGGAGAACCAGGUACCACUCAGCUACCACUGGGAAUGUGUGAGCACCUCAAAGGGUCCUGAUCACUGCUCCACUUUGCAUUUUGGCUUGGGUCCGAGCGACCCGGUUCUGGGAAUCUCUGGUUCUGAACUGGAGGUUGACGUUGAAUAUACUUUCCGCCUGACUGUCAGCAAAGAUGGCAUGGCCCCCGAAUCCACCACCCAAACGGUGUGUGUGCAGAGCGGUCGCAUCCCGAUGGUUUCUCUGAAGUGUGUGUCGUGUAAAGCUCAGUCUCGCUAUGAGAUCAGUCAGAGUUCCUACGUUUAUUUGGCCGGCCACUGCAGCAACUGCCAAAGCUCACACAGAGGGCGGUGGACGGCGAUGACGCGGCGUAACGAGACGCUGGUUCUAGAUCUGAAUACCACAACCACAGGCAGCGACAGCAUGCGCCUGGUGCUUCGGCAGGGCAUCUUGCGGGACAGGGAGUCCUACAUCUUCAGCCUCCACGUCACCGAUGACGGGAUGGACCGAGAGGGCGUGGCCUACAUCGAGCUCCACCCCAACCUGCCACCUGACGGAGGGGCGUGUUCUCUGUGGGCGGACGGGGGUGGAACUCAGGUGCAGACGCUGCUGGAGAGAGUGCACUUUAACUGCUCAGGUUACACUGAUCUGGAUGAGACAGAGUCUCCGCUGGUCUACAGUCUGCUGGUCGUGCGCUGCUCUGAGCUCUACUGCGAGGAGUUCUAUGUGUACAAAGGCACCAGUCCAGAACAUUCAGCCUUCCUGCCGCCCGGCUUCAGCUCAGCCCAGUACAGAGUGUCUGUGCUGGUGAUGGUGGAGGACCACCAGGGGGCGUCAAUCCUGGCUCGCAACACGUCGAUGGAGGUGGUGCUCCCAGUGGUUCCUGACGGGUUUGUCUCGCUUCCUCAUUGGCUGAGUAAUGUGACGGCCUCCACUCUGCGGGAGCUGCUCCGUCAAGGAGACUCUCAGAGGGUCCGAGAGCUGUCCCUCGCCCUCAUCACUGUCCUCAAUGAGUAUGAGCAGGGAGUGUCCCGCAGGCGUGAGCGUGUGUCUAAAUCGGAGCGUCAGUAUCGAGUGAGCAUCAGAGGAAACAUCACUAGAGCUCUGACCUCACUGGACCUCACCACGGUCAGCGACAUCCAGCAGACCUCCGCGGCGCUCGCCCAGUGCACAGCUGUGAGUCGUGAGUUUGUGUGUGAGGAGUGUCAGAACAGCACUCUGGACAAACUUGAGUCCAUGCUGGAGAUCCUGCAGACGGACACCAAACAGGGCACAGUCACCCCCACUGAGAUAGCAGACAACAUCCUCAACAUCAUGGGUGAUCUGAUCCACCAGGUGAAUCAGGUGGCUUCAUCUCCUCCUCCAGAAGCUGAAGAUCAGGACGGCAGCGUUUCCCAGCAGCCUCCGUUCCUCCAGGAGGAGCUGCAGCACCACCCGCUGAGAGUGGCCGCUAAAGCCUACACGCUGUCCUCCGUCCUCAUGCGGAUCCUCAUGCUGGGACGCGUCCUGAACGAGGAGCCGCUGAUCCUCCGCGGCGCAGAGAUCGCAGCCGUCGGCAAACGCGCAGACCCACAGAGCCUCCUCUGCUACGGCGAGAGCGACGCACCCGAAUGCCAAGGCUUCUCCAUCCCGCGGCCGUUCAAUUCCAGUUUGGGACGGGCAGCAGAGGGCGCUCUGGCACCCAAUAGCGACGACGGAAUCGUGCAGCUACUCUUCCAGGUGGAGCCCAAUCCAUUCCCGUUCAACUACGUAGACAAUUACCCUGUUUCCACAGAGGUGGCGUCCAUGGAGUUUCGUACGGUGAACGGCACACAGAUUCCCAUCGCAGAUCUGGACGAGAGUCAGGCCAUAACAGUUGCGGUCAAUAACGGGAGCGCGACCGGAUUGGACGCUAGCGGAUUGAAGGCAGUUUUGCCGCCGGCGGGAGCAGUGAAUAUUAGCCGAUGCGAUUCGAUCAUCGUGAGGGUGAACACCAGAAACACCAACAGACAAGCCGGAGUUUACAUACAGCUCAACUUCACCGUACUUGACGAUACUCCAGACUCGUGGAUCACAGCCUAUCUGGACACCUCUGAAUGGCCCAAUGAAUUCAACAGCACUGACAGGAAACGCAUCACGCUCAACAUGACAAGAAGGCCGGACCUUCAUCACCGUGACUACACCUUCUUCCUUUCUCCAAAUGUGUACGACACCACGCAGGAUCACUUCAUCAACGUGUCGUCAGGCUGUGGCACUGCAGAACCAGAGCUCCUGCGUCUGGAAGUGGCCGUCUUCACGUCUCUGUGUCAGUACUUUAGUGAAAGUGCCAAACAAUGGCGGACGGAUGGCAUGGAGCCGCUCGCAGAGACCAGCGUGGGUCAAGCCGUGUGCCGCACCCAUCACCUCACCGCAUUCGCUGCCAGCCUGUUCGUCCCGCCAGACGCCGUCUCCUUCAUCAUUCCUGAGCGUUCAGUGUCUCGGAGUGUGGUGGUGGUCCUGGUGUGUGUGGUUUCUCUGCUGUGUUACGCUGUGGCUGGAGCAGUUCUCCGUAAGCUGGAUCAGAUGGACCUGAGGCGGGCGUCUGUGGUGCCGCUCUGUGGGAAAGACGGACUCUACAAGUACGAGAUCCAGCUCAAGACCGGCUGGAGUCCUGGAGCAGGAACCACAGCUCACGUUGGCAUCAGUCUUCAUGGCAGUGAGGGCCGCAGCGGGCACAGACACCUGGAUAGCGUCGGCGCCUUCGCUCGCAACAGCCUGGACAUCUUCCACAUCGCCAGUGACUCCAGCCUCGGCAGCGUGCUCAAGAUCCGCCUGUGGCACGACAACAAAGGUCUGUCUCCUGCAUGGCUGCUCCAGUAUGUGCUGGUGAAGGACCUGCAGACGGGCAGCAGUUUUUUCUUCCUGAUUGAGGAAUGGCUCUCGGUGGACAAUGAGAAAACCGACGGCAGAGUAGAGAUAGAAGUGGAGGCUUCAGAGGAGCUGUAUCUGCGUGACUGGCCACGGCUGCUGCGCUGGGAGCUGCAGAGAGCCGUGUGUGAGAGUCACGUAUGGUUAUCUCUGUGGGAGAGACCCUCGCGGAGCCCCUUCACACGCCUACAGAGACUCACCUGCUGCUCGCUUCUGCUGCACCUCCAGAUGCUAGCCGCCGCUGUGUGGUACGGCACUGUCAGCUACAAACACAGCUCGGUGCCGGUGGCUGAUCUGGUGUCAGUGAAUGUGGAGACGCUGUGGGCCGGGAUGGUGAGCUGUCUGCUGGUGUAUCCCCUCUAUCUGCUCGUGUUCUGCCUCUUCAGACUGAGCCGCAGUAAGGUGUCAGUGGAGCAGCUUCCUCCUCAGGUGGAUCAGGAGUCUCUAGAGAUCGACGACUUCCUGGAAAACUCUCUGACAGGAAGCUCUUUCCUCAUGCUGAACGCCAUUCCUGGAGAGACGUACUCUGAGGAGACUAACAUCGACCUGCCCACUCCCUCCACUAAGAGUCUUCAGAGAUGGAGCAUGCCAGACUGUGAUUGGCCAGAUGUGUUGACGGACCCGUCAGUGGAGAUGGGACCGGUGUUUCCCCCGCGGCUCAAGAGAGGUCAGGGCAGCAGACAUCUGGGGGUGGACAUCACCUUCAGUCCAGACCACGAGGACGACACGGUCUGCCAAAACAGCCACAGGAACAAAUACUUCUCCUCCUCAGAUGAGGAUCUAAUCAAGCGCAUUCUGGCUGACGGACAGCUGCUCUCCCAGACGGACAGUGAUGUGGGCGAUCUCUCCAGUAUAUUCGGUGAUAAGACGGAGGUGAUUUUACUGCAGAAGAUGAAUGAGCCGGUUCCUUGUGCCACCUUUAGACGAGACCCACCCAAAACUGCCUUUACUUCGCGCACAGUGGUGGCGGAUGUCUGUAAACCCAGACCGCUUCCUCCUCUGUGCGGAUUGGCAGCUCUGUGGGCCAGCUGGGCGGGGCUUAUCCUGUCCAGCAGUCUAUCAAUGUGGUUGGGGCGGGGCUUCAGUGAAGGCGUGGCUCUGAUGUGGCUCAUCUCCUGCAUUGUCAGCUUCCUGUCGUCAUUCCUCCUUCUUGAACCUCUAAAGGUGUUGCUGGAGGGUGUGUAUUUCUCUCUGGUGGUGCGGCGUCUGCGGCCUGAGGAGCAGGAUGUGUUGGUGGAGUGUCCGCGUGUGGAGCGAGUGGUCCAGCGGAUCCCCCGAGUGCGCCCGCCGCAGGGAUUCGCUCUCUCACAGGCCAGAGAAGAGGCGCGUAAAGUCCGUCUGCUGCACACCAUGCUGAAGGGUUUCCUGCUCUACAUGCUCUUCCUGAUGGUGGUUUUACUGCUCAAUUACUCCGACUCGGAAAAAGACGCACAUCGCCUCAGACUGAACGCUCAACUGCAGGAUCAUUUCCUUACAAAACACUUUAACAACAUCAGCAGUCGUGAGGAUGUGUGGGCGUGGCUCUCAAACUCGCUGUUACCACGGCUACUGGACGAGCAGGUGCUGAUGGAGAAGACGGGCAGCCUGCUGAUUGGUCGAGCUCGUCUCCGGCAGACGAGAGCUCAGCCAGAAUGCCCCGUCAGUGGAUAUUUCCCAGCAUCCUCUUGGUUUGGGUGUGUCCAGGCCGGGUGGGCCGAGUCAGCAUCCGGAUUGGUGCAGAACUGGAGCGUCAGUACAGCUCAGAGCAGCGGUGUGUGGCACUGGGGUCAGGUGUCUGUCUACAGCAGCUCUGGAUUCGUGCAGGAUCUCAGCAGGAAGAUGCAGGACUCGAAAAAUCUGAUCAAUCAACUUAACACACACCAGUGGCUCGACCCGCUGACGAGGGCUCUGUUCUUGGAGUUUUCCCUCUAUAACAUCAACACAGAUCUGCUGUCCGUCUUCUCAUUCCUGCUGGAGUUUCCAGUGUCGGAGCGUGCUCAGUUGAGUCUGGACCUCAAGACCUUCAGCCUCCACACGCUCAGUCACGGCAUGGACCUGCCGCUGUUCCUCACGCUCAUCCUGCUGGUGUUGCUCAUCUAUUUCUCCGUUCGUGAGGGUUUGCUGGUCUGGAAACAGGGCCGCUGCUACUUCCUGCGCGUGUGGAAUUUAGCCAGCGUCUGCAGUCUGCUGCUGGCCGUCUGCGUAGCCUCUUUACACCUGAGCCGCUCUGUUGUGUCCGCGCAGCAGUGGAGAGCCUUCCUCCAGCACAGAGACGCCUUCACAGACUUCUUUCCUCUGGCCCAGCAGAACCAGCUUUUGACCCAGAUGAGCGCCACUCUGCUCUUCCUGCUGGUGCUCAAGGCGUCGCACCAGCUGCGCUUCCUGAGAGAAUGGGGUGUUUUCGGGAGAACGCUGAGGAAAUCUUUCUGGGAGCUGCUGAUGGUUGCUGUCACUCUGCUGGUGUUCCUGUUGGCGUACUCACACACUGGACACCUGCUUUUCCACUCCGUCAUGGAGGGCUAUGGAACAGUCAGCUCCACUUGCUUUAAGUUAAUAGGCUCUAGUGGGCGUGGCCUGUUGUCUUGGCGACCGGACAGUGGCUCCUUCCCCUGUUCUGGAUCCUGUUUCAUCUUCUACAUCAGCUUCACUCUCCUGCGACUCGUUCUGCUGUGGAUUUUGAUGUCAGCGUUGCUGAGGAACUAUCGGCGGGCACGAGCAGAACUCUACCGUCCAGCUGUCGACCUGCAGGACUAUGAAAUGGUGGAGUUGUUCCUGCGACGCCUCAAAAUGUGGAUGGGACUCAGUCGCACUAAAGAGUUUCGGCACAAGGUGCGAUUUGAAGGUAUGGAGCUCCCUCCUUCACGUUCCUCUUCGACGAGUGACUGCAAGUCUUUAUGUCUUCCUCCUCUGGACACUCCUGAGGCUCCUCCGACUCCCGACAGUGUUGACGGAGGCUCUGAGGCCUCCUGGCGGCCUACAUCCAGCAGCCCCUGCAGUCUGGCUGAAGUUCCUGGUCUGGGACUCGGCCUCAGCUCAGGCCUUGGGGUGAUCGUUGGAGGCCAAGGCUGGAAAGAGAGAGCAGAAAUGGAGGCGACACUUCGCAGAGUUCUUCCAGCCUUCGAUGCUCUGCUUCUUCAGCUUGACAGGGUCACUCAUGCCACAGAGGAUCUGUAUCGAACAGAGUAUCGGAUAGAGAGGCUUCUGAGGAAGAGCAGAGGACAGGAAAGAGCAAGAAGUAGAAGCCGUAGAAGUUUAGAUAAUGCAGGACAGAGGAGACAUAAACACAGGAGCACAGAAGUCUCAGAGAGUAGCAGGAGUCCCCUGAGAACUGAAAUAAGUGACAGAAAUCUUCAUAAGAGUGACCGAAGAUCAAGGAAAACAGACUCGAGAAAGUUUUCAAAAAUCACCAGUGUUCUUUCCAAAAGUCUCAAUAAAGGAGACUCGAGUCCCCACAGGGAGAACAGUCUGCAGAGGACUCAAGAAAAGCCUUGUACCAAAGUGGAAGAUGUCAGAAACACUGAGAAGGAGCCUAGUAUGGUGAAUUCGGAUCCCCUGCAAGCAAGUUCCUUAGAAUUGGACAGAAUUCCACCUAGAGCACAAAAGGCUGAGAAGAUUUCUCAAAAAGUCAAAAGAUCCUCUAAUAAAGUUGACCCGAACUUUCAAAAGGACUCUGAGGUCGAUGGAUGUGCCAUCAAACCUGCCCAAACUCCAGCCCCUACGCCUGUUCCCGUGCCAGCUUCUGCUCCCUCGACAGCUCCAGUUUUUGCCAUUACGACCCCCGUCCCGAUCCCGCGGCCUCAUGAGUGGGUUCCUCCCAGCAGCAGUGAGAAUCUUCCCACCAGUGUUUUCCGGCACCCCGCACACACUACCACAAACCCCACCCGCAAACGCAAGCACAAGCCUCCCGCUCUCAAAAACAAGGUGCACCCCAACACAGACAGACCUAUCUCAGGACAUCCCAAACCUUGACCUCCAACAGAGUCAGAAUGCAAUCAGGAAUUGUGUCGUAAAGCUAAUGAAAGAAUGAGGGUUUGGAUUUUUCUUCUUAUUUGAGGAAACGAGGACCUGGAGACAGCCGGCUUUGUAACCAGGACCUCCAGAAGACUAGAGCAAUAAGACGAAACCAAAUACACACCACAGCCUUAAGUUCCAAGCCAUAAGUCUUUGAUUGUUUAACUCCUUACUAGAAAUCUCAAUAUGGAAACUAGGUGCUGGUCAUCGUGGUUUCUGCAAUCCUCAUGAAGUCCCGUUUGAUGCAAGUUGCCCUCCUCCUUCACUGCAAAAAAACGAUGCUUUUUUACUAAGAGUUUUUGUCUAGUCCAGUACCUAAACCCAACCUUACUAACUAUUAAUAAGCAGCUAUUCAGUAGUUUAUUGAGCUAAAAGUCUUAGUUAAUGUUUUGUACAUUAAAAUAAAGUCUGAGCCUAAUUUGACUUACUCCACUGACAAAUUACUUAGCUUGUUUUAAGUAAAACAAAUUGCUUAAAAUCGGCUUGUUUUUACCAGUCUAGAACAUUCUUGUUGAUUAAAGAAUAUUUAGAUAUUUGGACUAGAAACAAGAUUAUAACUCUACAUGAGAAAGCUAUUUUCUGCAGCGGUCCCCUCUCACAGUGACCUCAAGUCCAGCCUGUUGACCCUGGUGGUCAUCUGGGUUGAAUCUGACACGAGCACACCUUGUGCUGUCACAGAAAACCAACAAACUCAUGAAAGAGACCAUGAUGGACUACAACAGCAUAUGCCUGUUGAUGCAGGAUGGCUAAAGCUCGAUGGUAUUUGUCGAAUGACAUUUUUAAGUUACGUUUGAUGAAUCGUGUUGUUGUUUUUUUGUUGUUAUUGUUGAAGGAAGCUAUCUUUAGGUCAUGGGUGUAUUAUUGCCCAUAGAUGCAGAGUAGGUUAUUCAGAAAGGGCUCACACUGACAAACUCACACAUUUUAAAAACAAAAAAAUGUUAAAAAAAUAUUGCAGGUACAUAAAUAUAGAGCUACGCUUUGAGGUACUCAUAAUUCAUGCUUCUUAAUAUAACGGCAUGUUGCAGGAAAGUAGACGCAAACACAUAUCAGAAAAUAUAUUGAUCAUUUCACACUAACAUACUUCUGAAGAGGCCAUCAGGGUGCUAAACAACUAGUAAUCCUCAGGAUUUCACUUGUAUGUUCUGUGGCGAUUGUAUGUCAGCUCCAUUUAGAGGUUAUUUUUGAGAGUAAUGAGCCCAAAGGCGAGAGAAAGAGAAAAUCUGAUCGAAGGAAAAAAUGAGAGAAGGCAUGUCAGAACGGGUGAGUUUUAAAGGAGACCAAAUAUUUGGAAAUAGCUUUUCUCAGUCACUUUGGUUCAUUUCUCAGAUCAGAAUUGAAAGUAGCAUCAGGUGCAGUAAGAGCAUUUCUCAAUGACAAUUUCUCAAAACAUGCAUACAAAUAACAAAACACCCUGGAUUACCUGUAAAAGCCAGCUCAAAAUCCUUACUCCAUCUCUCAAAACUACAUUUCUGUCAAUGAACAUGUCAGUGCAAUCAGAAAGCCCUUGUGUCAUUGUGUACUGUUGUCAAUAUAUCAGUGUAUUCUGGUGGGCUGUUCUGAUGUAGACUGAGGCCACAAAAACUCUGAUUACAAAUAUAUUAUAAUUUUUUGGCUACUCCUUAUGUGGAAGGUUGAUUGCAAGAGACCAUUGUAAUGCAUUUUGAUCAACAUAAGCAAUUGAUAAUGUAGGAAACAGCAGCGAAUUGCACAAAAUCAGCUGCAUGGAUGUAUGCAUUUGUAACUUGUUCAAAGGAAAAUUUUGAGAAUUCUGAGACAUUUAUUUGAGAAAUUCUGAUCUGAGAAAUGUACCAAAGCCACUGAGAAAAGUGGUAGUUGUUGUAGUAGUUGGACACGAAAUGUGAGAUGAAGAAAGUGUAAAUGUUUAGAGAGAGCAUGAAGAUGAAGGAACGUCCCUCAUUCAAGCACAACUCCCACAAUUCUCUGUACGAGGAUUUGUUGUUACAGCAGGUAAAAAAAGAAGUUCCAUAAAGCAUUAUUAUUAUUAUUGUUGUUGUAAAACCAGCUUAUGAAAUAUUGAAGUAUGUUUGUUGCUGCCUUCUAUGAUUUGUUCUGAAUCUAAUUUAAAAAGCACUUUUUGUAUUGAGUUGAAUGAUUGCGACGGCGUUGAGCGUGUUUUAGUUUUCAUGUGUUAUGUAAUAAAAUAAGCUUGGUACGAACAUAAGAGAUAGUUACGACAGCAUUAACUCUCCGUAUUAUUACUAUUAUUAUUUUAUUUUUUGCCAAAGCUUGCUAUACUCGUGUAACAAGAGAUGAACUGACGGUUCUUUUGUACUUAGCACUUUAUUUCAAUGUCAAGCUUUAGUGCUUUGCCAUAAUUAACUAGUAUGUAUUGUUUCCUCACGUAAUGCUUUUCCAGAACCAUUCUCUUUGAGUAUUAUGCAACCCAGGCUCAUUGUGGAUACGUACCCCUGUAUACAUUUCUGGAGAGCGUGAAAUACAUCCUAAGAAAUACUUUUUUUUUUGCAGUUUUUUUUUCGCGAUCCAUCAGAGGCCGCUGUGUACGCUUUUUAAGAUUUCGAAUUUCUCUCGCGAGUACCAUUGGCGCCUGCUAUUCAUAAUCCAUUAGAGGUUGUUGUUGAGUGACUGACCUAUUUACUCACCACUUUCCCUAAACCCAACCGACAGUCUUUUCAAAAGCGUCGAUUGACGCACCCACCACCUUCCCAAUCGAUAGUGUUUUUAAAAAGCGCAGAUUGACCAACACACCCCCUUCACCCAAACGAUAGUUUUCAAAAGUGCCGGUUAACCCACCCACCUCCUUCCCUAAACCCAACCAACAGUCUUUUCAAAAGCGCCGUUUGACGCACCCACCACCUUCCCAACCGAUAGUGUUUUCAAAAGCGCAGAUUGACUAACGCACCCCCUUCACCCAACCGAUAGUUUUCAAAAGUGCCGGUUAACCCACCUACCUCCUUCCCUAAACCCAACCGAUAGUGUUUUCAAAAGUGCCGAUUGAACCACCUACUGCCUUCCCUAAACCUAACCGACAGUGUUUUCAAAUAAGCCGAUUGACCAGCCCACCCCCAUCUCCCAACUGAUAGUUUUCAAGAUUGCCAAUUUCCCCCAUCCCUUCCCUAAAUCCAACCAAUAGUGUUUUUCUAAGUGCCGAUUGAACUGCCCAACACCAUCCCUAAAUCCAACCGUUAGUGUUUUCAGAAGCCGAGAUUGACACACCCACCUUCUUCACCCAACCGAUAGUGUUUUCAGAAGCCCAGAUUGACCUGCCCAGCCCUUCCCUAAACCCAACCGAUGGUGGGACCUCAUGAACGCCUGGUUUUUACCUCGUUUUUCAAUCUUACCACUUUCUCACUCUGUUAUUUACCUGUUUACUUUUUUUUUUGUUUUUCCUGUUUUCUGGAAUCGUUCUUCACCGUAUUCGAACCCCGUCGGCGCGGUCAACUCCGCUCCGCCUCCCAAGUCCACCGACGUAUGCAGCGAGCCACUGGACAAAGUGGUAGCAGCAGAAAAGCCGUCCACAUGGAGGUCAGUGAUCAGCUAGUAGUGCGAAAUGGAAUAGAAGCCAUCGGCGGCAUUAUACCACCCCGUAUCGAUCAUUUUAAAGACCAUACGUACCUCUGGCUACAUAAUUCGCACUCUCCAGAAAUGUAUAUGUGGGUACGUUUUCACAAUGAGCCGGUUUGUAUUAUACACAUCAGCUGCAUCAGGAUAUUAAUUACAGUAAUUAUUACUAUUAUUAUUUGAUGUUUUUUGUGAAGUACUAAAAUGAUGUUGUUUACUAUGAUGAUGCUCAGGGACCCUCUUUUAUUUUUAAUUUUUUUAAACCCCAUCCCAGGAUUUUAUUAUUUUUUUAUUUGUAUUUGUUUCAAUUAAUAAGGCCUCACAUGAUCAAAGCAGAGCACACGUGAUUGGACGCUGAAAUGUGUAAAUGCUCCGACGUCUACAGAGACGGAGAUCAGUUUUGAUCAUCAAAGGUCACGUCGACUAUAAUAACGUCUUUACUCAAGCCAUUCCGCAUUUGAAAGGUCAUGUUUAUCUGUACAUAUCGGUGUGCCCUGAUGUAAAUAUUAUGUUAGGAGUUUUGAUCGCAUUUGUUUUAAUCUCAUUUGCCGUAAUCGCACUGAGCUGAAAUCUCUGUUUUGUUGUCAUUUGUUACACACCAACGCUUUGCAGUUCAUUUCUCCAUGCCAAAGCAAGCAAAACCACCCCAAAAUAACAAUGAAAGCAUCGCUGUUAUUUUAUUUUUGGUAUCAUUUUCAACAGAGCUACACACUGCACCGGCACUCAUUUGAAACUAAUAGCUUAUUAGUAGCUUAUCUUUGCAGGAUAGCUGAAAUAGUUCAUACUUUGUGUCAGUAAAAAGCAGCUUGCAUGCAAUGAUGUAAAAGCCUUCCUUUGUUUUGUAUUAAAUGCUGAAGGUGUUGAUUGCGGGUUGUGCAGUAUUGAGCUGUUGUACUUGUAACGUUGUAGCACUUCGCUUUACAUGCUUUUGCACUUGACAAAGUCAAAUAAAGAGUCUUGACAGCUGAGAGUUUGCGCUUCCUCAGAACA
Danio rerio (zebrafish) is the source of this 18782-nucleotide messenger RNA. The record is from RefSeq and is a predicted model, not a curated record. NCBI's taxonomy places the organism in Eukaryota, Metazoa, Chordata, Actinopteri, Cypriniformes, Danionidae.